Messenger RNA from Mercenaria mercenaria, 2858 nucleotides. Its product is annotated as sushi, von Willebrand factor type A, EGF and pentraxin domain-containing protein 1-like. The record is from RefSeq and is a predicted model, not a curated record. The transcript is spliced from 15 exons. Lineage: Eukaryota; Metazoa; Mollusca; Bivalvia; Venerida; Veneridae. Bases 108 to 2798 code for a protein of 896 amino acids.
UUUUCGCUGUCGUCCACCUUUGCGCACAGUUUAAAUUUUGCGUAGCAGACGGCAAAAAAGCAGACGGUAGCAAACAGACGACAGAUUCCAGUAAAAAAGAGAAAGAGAUGUUCAGAUUCUUUGCUUUCAUCAUUACAAGCAGCAUUUUAGUUGCUGCAAAAGAGCUGACAUCAGUCGCAAAGCGAAGCCAUAAUCACGGCCCUGAUUGGAUGGACCAUUGCUGGGAACAUGGUGUUAAUCACGUGAUGGAUCCAUUCUGUCCUCUUCACCGCCAUGAAAAUUGCUACCGUGCACCGGAGAUUAAAAAUGGAAAUCACAGUCAGAAUUACCAAAGAACUGUCGGCUCUACAGUGGGCUACUAUUGUUACGAGGGCUACUUUCUUACUGGACCGGAAGUAGUAACAUGCGAACAGACAGAGACUGAUGCAAAGUGGUCGCAGACACCGGUCUGCAAUAAAGGUUGCAGCACUCCACCGACGGUUGAACAUGGCAGUUAUAGCAAGAACUAUAGCAUAAUUGUCGGCUCCACGGUGUCUUACUCUUGUGAUGGUGGGUACUAUCUCACUGGUCCUUCAAUAGUUACAUGUGAAAAUACAGAUUCUGGUCCGCAGUGGUCUCAAACGCCGAUUUGCAAACCAGUCAAGUGCCCGGAUAUUCCCGACAUUGAGCACGGUUUCCAUGAGUCCACAAAUUCAACAGAAGUUGGAACAACUGUAAGGUAUUCAUGUGAUAAUGGGUAUGCAAUUCUAGACAAUCUGGACACAAUCUCUUGUGUGUUAAACGGCACUGCGAAAUGGACUGAACCCACUCCUGAGUGUAUAGAGACAAUUUGCGCUCGACCUGUAAUCGUAAAUGGGGUCAUUUUGUUACCGGGUAUGAAUUUAACAACUGCUUUGCCUGACAAAACUGUCGAGACAACAACAGAACUGCCAUUCACUAUUACUGAAGCGCCAGAUGUAUACAAUAUGACAACGACGACAGAAGUUCCAGAUACGUUUAAUGAAACAACCACGAGUCUUCCAGAUAAUUCCAAUGAUACAACUGUUCUUCCUGAUACGCUGAAUGCUACUACCGCCCUACCAGACACAACAAACGAUACAGCUGUUGAUCUAACUGAUACAGCAAACGAUACAUCUGCAGUUUCCAACGAAACAACUACAACUACAACUACAGCUUUGCCAGAUACGUCUAACGACACAACUACUGCAAUGCCAGAUAGCUCUAAUGAAACAACCACAGCUAUGCAGGGCGUAACUACUGAAGUAACUACCCUUCUGCCAGACACAACUACAACUCCACCAACUACCACCACCACUCUAUCACCAUAUGUUUACAUAACAAACGAAACAUUCCUUAUUAAUGAUACAAUUAUAUACAAAUGCAACCCUGGAUAUGGUAUCGUCUCGACAGCAUAUCCAGGAUAUGUUGGAAAUACUAUGGGAGCUACGUGUAUCAGUACAGUAAAUGCAACGUCUAACAUGAUAACUGCUUGGAGUACAACAGUGUCUUGUGUACCAGAAUGCCAGCCUGUUCCCGAUGUAGCAAAUGCAAACUACACGGCACCGUCAAACACACUUGCAGGAUCAACAGUUGUGUACACGUGUUUCCCUGAUUUUGAAAAGAUUGGUCCAUCAGAAGUCAAGUGUAUGUCAACUGGAAAGUGGAGCAAGCUGCCUUAUUGUAGAAGUUGUAUGGCCGCCCCAGAUAUUGCACAUGGGACACAUAAUACUGACUAUAGUACCACAGUAAACUCAAAAGUAUCUUAUGUGUGUAAUGAUGGCUUCAGUAUGCUUGGCUUAGAGGAAAUCACGUGUAACACAUUCAGCGAACCACCUUACGCCAAAUGGACAGAGCCACCUGUAUGCACACGUGCAUGUGGAACUGUUCCUGACAUUAGCAGUGGUACUCAUACUGAACCCGAUCAUAUAUUGAUUGGUGCAAACAUUACAUAUUCAUGUUUAGAUGGAUUUGAGAUGAUCGGUUCUCCGAAUGUUGUUUGUGAGGCUUCAGGAAACUGGAGUAAAGCACCUGUAUGUAACAAAGUUUGUGUUGGUCCACCCGACAUACCAAACUCAGUGAUUAGCAGGUACACAUACAAUGAAACCGACAGGAUUAAAUUGGUAUGUGAAGAACGAUACACACUGAUAGGAAAUGAUACACUUGACUGCAAUGGAGGAUAUUGGAGUACACCAUUCCCGUAUUGCCAAUGCGAAAUCAAGCCGAUAGAUAUUGUGUUCAUUAUCGACGGAUCCGGGAGUCUCGGAGCACAUGGCUUCAGUCAAACACUUCACUUUGUUGUUGAUAUGGUCUCGAGGUUCCCUAUUGAAACAACCAACUUUGGUUUGUUGACCUUCUCCACAGGCACUUUCCUACAGUUUUACUUGAAUGAAUACGUGAAUGACACGGCUGGACUUUCUGAACGCAUUAGAAAUACCUCAUAUCCAACUGGAGGGACCCAUACUUACGCCGGUUUAGAAUUUGCCCGACUUGAAAUGUUCCAGGAGAAAAACGGAAUGAGGCCAAACGUGUCACAUACUGCUAUUGUAGUUACCGAUGGUCACAGUGACAAUUUUAACGCCACUGCGGAACAAGCUCGACUUUUGAAAGAAACUGGUGUGACCGUAUAUUCUGUUGGUGUCGGUCUUACUGAUGAAAAAGAGCUCCAGCUUAUCGCGUCAAACACAACAUAUGUGUUCACUGUAGACAACUAUGAUACAAUUAAUGAGAUUGCAGGACCUCUGGCUGGAGUAACAUGCGCUUCCACUCACGGUACACCGAGAAGCGAAGGUUUGAUAUGACAAUAGUCGUUUAGUGAAAAUAGUUUGUCAUAGUUCCCAUUAAAAAUUUACUGAUAAUUA